AUGGCGUGCGUGCCGUGCCGCGUGUCUGCAAGCUCUCUCAACCUCACCUUUUUCCUCUUGUACUGUGCUGCCCAACGCCCCCUCCACUCCACGCCAUCCGCAGAUCGCCCACUCCUUUGCGUCCUUCACAGUCCCAGAAAAGGCGUGGCACGUGUGGUGCAUGGGCUGCUGCUGCAAUCUUUCCUACCCUCUUGCAUUGUGCUGCCCAACGCCCCCUCCACUCCACGCCAUCCGCAGAUCGCCCACUCCUUUGCGUCCUUCACAGUCUUCCCAGAAAAGGCGUGGCACUCGUGCCGCAUGUCGCUGCAGGGGUGCAAUCAGGAGCGGCUCGAUCUUAUUCAUGCCUAUCGGGAUGAGAUGGUGGAAAAGGUGUCGCCCCUCCUCUCGUCCAAUCGCAGCGCGUCACCUGUCCGGCGCCUGUUGGCUGCAGCAUCAAGCGAAAGUUCAGCAAACGGAGCGUACCUCGUGUCUUGCCGAGCACACUGCAUGGCAAUGGGUCCCAUGUGGCAUGGCAGCACUGCCCCACGAAUACACAACAAG
Messenger RNA from Closterium sp. NIES-65, 540 nucleotides. The record is from the annotation of a GenBank genome assembly. NCBI's taxonomy places the organism in Eukaryota, Viridiplantae, Streptophyta, Zygnematophyceae, Desmidiales, Closteriaceae.